Messenger RNA from Oncorhynchus masou masou (cherry salmon), 2561 nucleotides. Its product is annotated as myelin-associated neurite-outgrowth inhibitor-like. The record is from RefSeq and is a predicted model, not a curated record. Lineage: Eukaryota; Metazoa; Chordata; Actinopteri; Salmoniformes; Salmonidae. The coding region runs from base 265 to 867 and encodes 200 amino acids. The transcript is spliced from 8 exons.
AGGCGGUCUGAUUGAAUGGCAAGCUAAUAUAUGUGCUGAAAGUCGUACGACAUCAUGUGACAUGGGCACAAAGGAGACUCGAUGUACUCGGAAGUGACGCCGGUUGCUGGAGGAAUGUUUGUGCGCAGUGAGAGCCAAGCAGAAAACAGCAGCGUCAACCAGAGACAGUGAGAACAAAAAUACAAUAACCAAAAGUUAACAUCUGAGCCUAAAUAACAGCAGUCGGAAACUGAGAAAUUACAACCUAUCUGAACAGUGUGCAUUAUGAACCCAGUGUACUGCCCUGCACCAACAGGGGUCCCCUAUGCCAAUCAAAAGGGACAUUUAGUAGGAUACCCAGCUGGAUUCCCUGUGGGCUAUGCAGCCUCCCCUGCCUAUGCCCCCAACAUGUACCACCCUGGAGCCAACCACCCAGCCUUCCCCACAGGUUACGCUCCAGGCACUCCUUUUAAAAUGUCCUGCUCGCCCACCACGGGGGCUGUCCCACCUUACUCCUCGUCACCCAACCCUUACCCCGGAGCAGUCUACCCUGUGAGAAGCACCUACCCCCAACAGAACCCCUACGCUCAGCAUCAAGGCACUUACUACACACAGCCGCUGUACGCAGCCCCGCCCCAUGUCAUACAUCACACUACAGUGGUCCAGCCCAAUGGGAUGCCAGCAGCCAUGUAUGCCCCGCCCAUGCACCACCCGCCUCGCCCCCACAACGGUGUUGCCAUGGGGAUGGUAGCAGGGACCACUAUGGCCAUGUCAGCUGGAACAUUGUUGACGCACUCCCCGAAUCCCCUCGCCCCCCACCAAGUCGCGAUGCCCACAUACCGACACCCAGGCACGCCCACCUACAGCUAUGUGCCCCCGCAGUGGUGAAGUGAUGGCACUGUCAGAAGAUGGUAGAUAUGCUUCGACACUCCCGUCCAGUGUUCUCCAGCUGGUGACGAUGAUUAUGACCCCCUUCAGCUGUUCUUCCUUCCUGUUUAUAGGCGUGAUGCGAAUCUGAAUCCUAACCAUACAUCAACAGGUCUGUUCAGAACGGGAUGAAGAGAAUCUUCCCACUCCUGACUAUUCCUGUUUGGAUUAACGCUAUCCCAGAAUCCUUCGCUCACUCUGCUGCAUCUCUUCCGUCAGAUGGCUACUGGAAGUCUCCUCCAUGCACACUUGUGUUUUGUGGACUGUCUUUAGAAAUGUGUAGUAUAACUAUUUUAAGUCGUUAAAAAGAGAGUUUGGAUGAGUUUUUAUUUUUUGGGAUCCAUAUCGAGGUAAAUGUGUGUGUGUGUGUGUGUGUGUGUGUGUCUGUGUCUGUGUCUGUGUGUGUGUGUGUGUGUGUUAAUGCUCGCUCAAUCUACCUGAGACAUGCAAAAUCACCAAAAAGAUUGAAUCUAAAGGAACUAAGAAGAAGAACUGCAAUUGUUUUAGCACUGAUAUCGUGUCUUAAUUUGAAACCUUAAAUGAGAAAGGGGGGAAAAAAAUAGUUUCAUACAAACAAACUUAAAGAUGGAAUCCGCAGUAGGGGGUGAAACGGUGACCCUGGCUGCCCCACCACUGUUCUGUGCAGUGGGUUUUGUGUUCCUCUAUUUCUCGUGUCAGAGGAGGAACAACAGUGUUGGUUGUUUUGCAGUGGUAAUAUCACAAACGGAUAUGGCUGUUUCACUAUUAACGAAUCCUACUCAAAGCCGUGCAGAUUUUUAUUCGACUUGUUUUUAGUAACGUUGCUGGCAGAGUGUUAUUUCUCCAGAUGAAGCUGUGUUGACAUUUUGUCUGUUGGGACAUUAUUUUUAUUUUUUUUGUAGUUUGGGAAAAAUUGAUUUUUUUGUUGUUGUUGAGUUUUGUGCCUCUGUGUCCAUUCCAACACUAAAUCAUUCUCCACACUCUUUGCCCAUUGGAAGGUGUUGUGGACACAGAGUUCCAUGUAGAAGUUCCAACGGUCUUAAACAGAUCAUUUCCUUUCCUCUUUGACCAUUUGUCCUAAGAUCCCCUACAUCAUGACAGCAGAAUGAUACGGACCUGUCGUGACGUGAUCUAUUACUGGUCGUAAAGGAAAGUCUUCUAUUUACAACUACUUGGACUCAGUACUGCAGACAAUGAGCGAUUGUGUAUAAUUCUAUUUUCAGAGGUUUAAAACACUGAAACCGUUGCAUGUACAGAUGUAUGUAUUUAUGUAUGUAUGCUUAUAUGCAUGUAUCAUACCUGAAUAUGUCUACUGAUUCCUUUGUGUCAUUGGUUUGGGCUUAACCACACCAAGAGCCACAAACAUUUCAAAUCAAUGCUAACCUGAGACAUUUUCCACAGGUUUGAGACUUUUAUUAAAUUAUUAAAUGUAUUAUAAUUUUCUAAGCACUACUGGAAGAGAAGACACAUUAAAUUCUUAUUUGAGACACAGUUUUAAGGAAGCCAGUACUUAACUGAAGUGAGAUGUCUCUCCCAAGUUACCUCAAGGCUCCACCUGAUUUAUAUCAUUGUCUGAGUCACUCGUCUAUCUAAGUCCCCUCAGUUACUGAAUCUGUUUUGUAAUGUGUUUUUGGGUUGUCGAGAAAGACUACAAAAUAAAUACUGUUAUGAAUUUG